Molecule: messenger RNA, 438 nt
Organism: Procambarus clarkii (red swamp crayfish)
Lineage: Eukaryota; Metazoa; Arthropoda; Malacostraca; Decapoda; Cambaridae
Source: RefSeq, a predicted model, not a curated record
AUGGUGUGGUCCAGUUUGUCUGGUGUGGUCCAGUCUGGUGUGGUGCAGCCUUUUGUGGUCCAGUAUGGUGUGGUGCAGUAUGGUGUCGUCCAGUAUGGUGUGGUGCAGUAUGGUGUGGUCCAGUAUGGUGUGGUCCAGUCUGGUAUGGUUCAAUUUGGUGUGGUCCAGUAUGGUGUGGUGCAGUAUGGUGUCGUCCAGUAUGGUGUGAUGCAGUAUGGUGUGGUCCAGUAUGGUGUGGUCCAGUCUGGUGUGGUUCAGUCUGGUGUGGUUCAGUCUGGUGUGAUCCAGAGUGGUGUGGUCCAGUAUGGUGAGGUCCAGUAUGGUAAGGUCCAAUAUGGUGAGGUGCAGUAUGGUGAGGUGCAGUAUGGUGUGGUCCAGUAUGGUGUGGUCCAGUCUGGUGUGGUCCAGUAUGGUGUGGUCCACUAUGAUGUGGUGUAG